This is a messenger RNA of Maniola jurtina (meadow brown), 10811 nucleotides long. It is a transcript of the gene EcR, whose product is annotated as ecdysone receptor. Bases 899 to 2443 code for a protein of 514 amino acids. Gene Ontology annotation, cellular component: nucleus. Lineage: Eukaryota; Metazoa; Arthropoda; Insecta; Lepidoptera; Nymphalidae. Gene Ontology annotation, molecular function: ecdysone binding; zinc ion binding; RNA polymerase II cis-regulatory region sequence-specific DNA binding. Gene Ontology annotation, biological process: negative regulation of transcription by RNA polymerase II; ecdysone receptor signaling pathway; cell differentiation. The transcript has 11 exons. The record is from RefSeq and is a predicted model, not a curated record.
CAAAGCGCCGUGCGUGGUCCCGUUCCUUAUCACGCUUCCCCUCAUAAUCUGUGUUAUUAUCCAUGCAGGUAUUAUCUAACACCCGAUAACGGAGUUCAAGGUUGGUCGCGCUGAAAACGUAUCAGAUCCUCUCAUCGUGCUCGUCCCAGGCUGUCCUGCCCUUUGCUUUUAUCAAUACACGGGCGAUCGCUGCGCCGCCUAUCGGCCGCCAGUGUUCCCGGAGUCUCCACUGCGCACGCUCCAUGCUCCCCGACUUUCCUGCCGCCGCAUAUAUUGUCUGUAACUCUUUCACCCUCCAAUCAAUUCCCAUCAAAAUAAUCCAGAUUUUUUCGUUAUAUUCGCGAUAAACAACCCGUAUACGCGAUUUUACAAAACGGAAUGACUUUAACUUAACCUGAACCGAUUCAUAUCGCCGACCUGAGCGAUCCCGCGGGCUUUUUUUUCCUUUAUGUUUAUUAUUGUACUCCUGCAAAAAUUAUUUUCAUCCCAAAAGUGUCGUUUACACUGGAGCUUUGAUACGGUCUAAACCACCUUAAACGGCGAGGUGAAUCGAAUAAUUUACAGCGCAAUCUAAACGUAGAGCUCGUAUAAAUAAGAUAUGUUAAAUUAAAAAGAAAACAAAACUGCCAUCAGCAAUAAUUUAGUGUUAUAGUUUUCUGUGUAUAAGUUUAGAUUAGUGUUAAAAGUGGAGAACGUAGCGGCAACCAAGAGAAACGCCGGGUUUGCCCCGGUCAAUGAAAGAUACAGUGUUAUUCUGACGAUAUCUACAACAUCUUCUGACGGAUUUGCUUUGAUCAACGAUUACAACGCCGCCCCGCUGUUCGCCUCGGAAAACGCCUCCAGUGAAGUGUGGAGCGCGAACGGCGGGGGCGGCGCGACAGCAUGCGGUAGCAGCGGCAUGGACCUGAAACACGAGGUGGCGUACCGGGGCAUCCCGGGCCAGGUGAAGGCCGAGCCGGGGGUCAGUCAUAACGGGCAUCCCAACGGCCAUGUGCGCGACUGGAUGCCCGGCGGGGGCUCGCCGUCGCCGGCCGCCGCGCAGCCGCAGCCGAACGGGUACUCCUCGCCGCUGUCUUCCGGCAGCUACGGCCCGUAUAGCCCCAAUGGAAAAAUAGGUCGCGAGGAGCUGUCACCAGCGUCGAGUGUGAACGGCUGCAGUACGGAUGGCGACGCGAGGCGGCAGAAGAAAGGCCCGGCGCCUCGGCAACAGGAAGAAUUGUGCCUCGUCUGCGGUGAUAGAGCCUCCGGAUACCACUAUAAUGCGCUUACUUGUGAAGGAUGUAAAGGUUUCUUCAGACGGAGUGUUACUAAAAAUGCGGUGUACAUUUGCAAAUUCGGUCACGCGUGCGAAAUGGACAUGUACAUGCGGAGAAAAUGUCAAGAGUGCAGAUUAAAGAAAUGCCUCGCGGUCGGAAUGAGGCCAGAAUGCGUGGUGCCAGAGAACCAGUGUGCGAUAAAGAGGAAAGAAAAGAAAGCACAGAGAGAAAAGGACAAACUGCCAGUCAGCACAACGACAGUAGACGAUCACAUGCCGCCCAUAAUGCAAUGCGAUCCGCCGCCACCUGAAGCCGCUAGGAUUCUGGAAUGUUUGCAGCACGAAGUGGUCCCGCGGUUCCUCUCCGAGAAACUCUUGGAACAGAACAGGCUAAAGAACAUCCCUCCACUAACACCCAACCAACAGUUCUUGAUCGCGAGGCUCGUGUGGUAUCAAGACGGAUACGACCAGCCUUCCGAGGAAGAUCUCAAAAGGGUUACACAGACUUGGCAGGCAGAAUCGGAUGAGACCGGCGAAGCGUCAGACCUGCCCUUCCGUCAGAUCACUGAGAUGACAAUCUUGACGGUGCAGCUGAUCGUCGAGUUCGCUAAGGGUCUGCCAGGGUUUGCGAAGAUCUCUCAGCCCGAUCAAAUCACACUUUUAAAGGCGUGUUCAAGCGAAGUUAUGAUGUUACGAGUGUCGCGGCGGUACGACAUGUCGACGGACAGUGUGAUGUUCGCCACCAACCAGGCCUACACGCGCGAGAUCUACAACAAGGCGGGCUUCGGCUACGUCAUCGAGAACCUGCUGCACUUCUGCCGCUGCAUGUACGCCAUGUCGUGGGACAACGUGCACUAUGCGCUGCUCACGGCCAUCGUCAUCUUCUCAGAUCGGCCCGGCCUCGAGAACCCGCAGCUAGUCGAGGAGAUCCAGCGAUACUACCUGAACACAUUGCGGGUGUACAUCCUGAACCAGCAGAGCGGCUCCGCGCGGUGUCCUGUCUUGUACGGGAAGAUACUGAGCAUACUGUCGGAGCUGCGCUCGCUGGGGAUGCAGAACUCCAACAUGUGCAUUUCCCUCAAGCUGAAGAACAGGAAGCUGCCUCCUUUCCUGGAGGAGAUCUGGGACGUGGCGGACGUGUCGUCGGCGCAGCCUCCCCCCGUGUUCGACCACCCCGCCAACCUCUAGCCCCCGCGCGCCCGCCCCGCGCGCGCCCGCCACACCCCGCGCGGCCUCUAAGCUUUACUCACACGGCCUUUCGUUUCGCAUCUUCGUGCUCGUACUCCCACGUCGAUAUCUCCAUGCGAACCUUAUAGGCGCCCCGUACACGGUCAAUCUGAUCCGCGAUCUGGGCCCUUAGAUUUUACAUUCCACCAAUACUGAUAGAAGCAUCGAGCAUCGAAACUUAAGGUAAAAUUGAUCUUAACCGUCUUGUAUUAAAGUUCAAGCUUGUCCAAUCAUCUCCAGUCAGUGCUCCUAGCGGAAACCCUGUGCGAAAUAAAAUCGAUUGUAUUAAUUUUUGACAUUUUAAAGUUUGAUUUAUCAAGUAUGUUAAGGUCCAUUUUACUCUGUCAUUAUUGUGUUUCGACUCGAAUUCUAUCAAUGCUGGGGAGAUGUAAAAUUUUACACUAAUCACACUGCGCUCAAAAUUCAAAGAUCACGAUACAUAGACUGUUUAAGAAACAGUUUGAUACAUUGGAUCGCAAAAUGUCUAAAUAUUUUGCUUUCGGAUUUCGAAAUAUCUAGAUGUUUUGCUAGUGGUCGCGGAUCAGAUUGAUUGUGUGCGGGGCGCCAUAAAGAGAAAUGUCACAGUUACCAUUAUAGAUUAAUUUUUUUUAGCUCAUAAAUGCGUGCACAGACUUGUAUUAUAAGAUACAAUUAUAAAAGAAUUAUAAAUAACACUUGACAGGCAACGAAAACGUGUUAAAAUUGUGAAUAAUUUCAGACAGUUUAGAGGGAAUAAUCGCUGUGACAGUUUAUCUUAGUAAUACUGCUAAAGUCGGUAACGAAAUAUAAAUACGACUCCAUUAGUCUCCUGGAUGCUAAUGGCUGGUCUAAUGGUCUAGGGUUAAACGCUUUCUAAGUAUUUUUGAAACGAUAGCUUGUACACGUUUACAUGGUAAAAGUCAAACUAUCGUUUCGACAGCGCGGAUGCGGUACUAGAAAGCGUUUAUUAUUUUUGCUAACCUAUGGUUUCUUUUUAUAAUUGAGCUGGCGGACAAAACGGUGUAAUUGCACGCGAGUAAAAUUUGCAAUAGGAGCAAAAAAUAUUGAAAGCUGUUGAAACUGUACCAUUUUGAUCGAAAUCACAAACUUCGUACUCAAUUUUAGCACAGUUUUAGACUGUGUUGCUUGGAAAUGAGUUCAAGUUUGUAUUCAGUAUUCGAAAUCAUGAAUGGACUCAAUUUCAGUGCAGUUAAAGGCUGAUUUGCUUGGAAAUCAGUUCAGAUUUGGAUUUGAAACUACGUGUCCGGAUUAAAGAGAAAAAAGUAUUUGGAUCAGACGUGUGAUUGCGCCAUUUUGUUUGUGAGCUCUUCAAUUUGAUGGGUUGAUUAUCUGGUACGGACUUUAGCAGUGGUGAAGAGGAGUGAAGCGUCGGUAUGGUGCAUGGGUAGCGCGCAGGGUGCGAGACGGGGCCGUGGGCCGCCCUCCGGAGAGAACGCUCAUAGACUGGCUAGUUUAAGUGAAGUGCACGGACACUCCUGAAGGACGUGAUCAAACUAUUUAUAAGGACAGUGAAUUUUACCACUUAAGGAAGGUACCGAGGUACCUGAUCGUACGUAUUCGGUGACCGACCGCGAUGCGAGUAUAGUGAAUAUAUGUGCUGUUGAACGUUCCGAGAAUAUAUUUAGUGUUGAUAGUUUAGAUACGACUGGACCGAGUCGGUCGCUCGGAUACGACCGUAUGAUAAGACUUCUAUAAGUACACCCUCCUAAAUUACGCUGCGUAUGUACGCUGUGAGAGAGUUAUAAAGAGAAAAAAAGUAAUAUAUGAAGAGAUGUUUCUAUUGGGUGAAAAAAGUUGAUAGUUAUUUUUAUUUACCAAAAUUAACUGUACGUUGAUUGACAUUUUCGAUUUAUAUAUGUAUAUUGAUAUUGUGAAGUCCGCCGACGAUCCGCGGGCCGCGAGCGCCCGGACCUUGUUGAUCGUUUGCUCGCAUUGAUAUGUGAUAUACACGACAUACAUACACUAGUGGGGCAAAGUUCCCGACGAGAAGAAUCGUGUGCAGACUCACGUGCACGAUAACAUGAAUCCUAGCCUGUGACGUCACUGUACAGUGCGCAAAAAUAAUACACUAUAAAUUAAUAUUCUAAAUACUAUUAGUAACAAUUUAAUGAAACAUUGACCAUAAAAAUGCUUUAAUGUCAUUUGCACUUCAUAAAAUGACUAGGUCUAUUUUCGCUUGCAAGACCUACGAUUUAUAAAAGUCUGACCCUUAUUGAAAUUUUGAUUUGCGGAAGUUAUUGUAAAGAUCACGAACAAAAUGAAGUGGCCAGGUUUUUUAAAUGAGAACAAACAUACUUAUUCUAAAAUAAAACUUAACAAAUAAGUAAUAAGUCUAAUAAUUUAUUAAAAUAAGGUCUUACUAUUAUUUUUGCUUUUAUUUUUCGGGCCGCUUUUGAAGCACUUAUUACAAAUCCUGUAGAUACUCGUAUCGCUGGUAAAAAUAGUGAAGCAUUUUUAUGGUCGACUAUACGACACAGGCAAAAGGUAGCGCAAAGGUUAGCGAGCGGGUCCUCGCAUACCUUAUAGACCUCAUGUUAUUGUGCAUGCGUGUCGAUUUUGCUAACUGGCAUACAAUAUUUUCCAAAAACGUAAAUACAAUUAAAAAUUGAUGACAAAUUCGAUGGUUUAUUGAAUUUAAAAAUUGACGAUGUACGAUCAAAAUAAAGCACUAAAUGCUAGAGAUCUUAGAGCGUUUUAACUUUACUUACAGUUAAAACGAGACAAAGUUAUGACUGUGAUAUAAAUCUGUCUCGUUUUACCUCUGAGUACUUUGUAGUAGAGCAUACAUUGAGUCUGCUUAGACUGAGUAAAGUCUAAGCAGAGUCACAGGACGCUCUAGACAUAGAUCUUGGCUGUAGAGUUUUAUUUCAGAGAGCGACAAAUCUUUUCAUUUAAUCAAAACUAUUUAGUCAAUGUUAUUUAUUGGACAGUGUGUGGUGUACAACAAAAUUAUACGUCCACCAAGAUACGCUACAGUCCUGCAAGAACACUCAGCGUGACACAUCUCGCGGAUCUGGCUUCGACAAAACAUUGCAAAAGCAUGAAAGUACGCACUGGUGCUUUGACUGCAGAGCCACAACCCUUUCUCGCGGAUUUUUCUCGACAAAAUGCUGCAAAAAUGGUGAGAGAGAUAUCGCGCUGAUUGUGGUCGGGAGCAAUUUAUGUCUUAAUGCAAAUUGGCGCACGGGUCGGCACAGGAUUUAAAAUCAACUCAUAUAUUAUAACUAUCCAAUUGAAAUAAGUAUAAUACCUACUCGUAUAUUUGAACACUCUGAAACCGACCCCAGAAUAUUUCUGCGGUCCUCCAAACAUUGAAAUAAAUACCUCAAGUUGGUUUGGUACGUGUAAAAUAUGAAUUGAUAAAAAAUCCUCUGCCGCCCCGUCCGCCGAUUUGCGUUGGCCCUAUAUUGUAUAUGUUGUUUAUAUCACUUAUCAAUGUCUGCUCCGUGUUUGUUUAUAUAUAGUUUAUGUCAGACGUGUUAUCGUGUCCUGUCGAUUUUAGUUCCGACUCAUGUCCCAUUGUCUUGUGCCCGGGUCCCCUCGACUUAACGAAUAAUUAUAAUUUAUUGCUGUGAUUACAUUUAUACAUGUUGAAGUAUCUUAGGUAGGCUGAGAUAAGUGUGUCUUAUUACAUUUAGAUGUUCUACUGUCGCAGUAGCUUUCAUAAAGGCAUCACCAGAUUCUCCUUCGAGUGUUCUUGAUAGUUGUUGAGUGUAUGUCAUAUAUAUAAUAUUAUAUAUAUACAGGGUGAUUCAUUUUAUUCUACUACGAUCAGUGAUCUCACUGCCCUGAGUCGAUUUUACUUGACUAUUUUGGUCUCGUAAAAAGAAGACAAAAACAACUCCUGCGCGACUAUGUUCGAAAUUUUUGUAUGAGUUUUCUAACUUAUUCUAAGAGUAGGUAUCUGUAAUAUUUUAAUUUAUGGGAUGGAUGUUGUCGUUGGAUCGGAACGUUUCUGUACCGAGUAUACUGGUUUCGUAUACAGGUUGAUUUUCGUACCGUUGUGUACAAUGUACCGUAGAUCGUCGUAGGCAAUAAUUUAUAGGUUCACACAAACAAAAUAGACUAUUCGUGUCAUUUAGGCUUGAAUUUUUGCUACGCUGAUGUCGGCUGCGCGUACGAAUAUAUAUUGUAAGCUAUCAAAUGCGGCUGACUGCAGCGUGCAGUGAAUUUAAGCCUUUGUUCUUAAAUUACUUGUGGGGGCAGAUUUGGAUAAUCCCAGUUAAAAUAUGUGUUGCUACGCGCAAAGUUCACACGCACUUGUAUGGUAAUGAUGGAUGAAACAUUACAGUGCGCGCACGUCGCCAGGCAGCUGUUAUGUAGAUACGAUGAUAGAGAUAUAGGCCCAUACGAUUUUAAUUUCAAAUGUAAAUAUCUUUUUCUCGUUUAAUGUAAUAUUUAUUGUAUUUUAUUCCCGUGUACAUAAAAGUAAGUACACUCCAAAUUGAUGGCAGCUGAUUUGUAUAAUAUGUUUUUCUAAUGAACUUUUUGGCCGAGCUUACUAUUAUGGGAACAAUAUUGGCAUAGGUAGAUAAAAAGUAAACGAUAGAUGACAUGCACGCACCGUAAUGCCCAAAAAACAAACCAAACCUGUCCCCACCUUUUGAUACUGUAAGAGAAAUCAUAUAACAGUGAACUACGAAAACACGUCACAUUAAGAUAUAAAUAAACUGCCCACUAUACACAAAUUUAUUACACAUACGAAAUGCCUUAUUUCGCGUUACCUGUACUGUGUACCUACAUUGUUGAAUGGAAUAUCAUAGUAUAUAGAACCUAAAAUUAAUCGAUCUCAAUUACCCAUAAGCGUUGUUGAAGCAUAAAUUAAGCGUGUUUUCCGUUUAUCGCUGGGCAAUUUGAUAUUUGAACCCCGAGACACUUCCCGCGAUGUCUUUAGUGUCCGUCGUAGCCACGUUCGCAGGAGAGCUCAGUCGAACACCGACUCUAGGUGUUCAUCACUCACCGCUCGCCUAUUCUUCACCAUCCAUUAACAUUUAAUGCGAUUAAGAUAUAAAUUUAAGUAUCUGUCUGGUGCGUGUUGAAUGUGUCUUCUUUACAUGCCACUAAGUGUGUUGUAAAUUUACAUAAUACGUAUGCCUGAGAUUUUUGGAAGCAUUUCUUAAUAUACGUAUAAAAGUUUCAGCGUGAGACGAUCGGGCUUGCACCGCGGACCGCGCGCUAGUCCGCUUUUAAUACAUCUUUUCGACUUGUAUAUAAUUUUAUUGUAGCAGUAGGCGACUUCUAAAAUAGUUAACGAAGCACAAACGUCACUGGAGUGUCUUACGUGUCUCUGCUGUUGAGGGGCGCAUUGACAACACACACUGCCAUUAUGCGAAUGUUCAUGGUGCGGAUUGGUAUGAUUGUGGUCAUAGCGAGUUUUAUAUGACAUCUUUAAGUAUCUAGGAUAAAUCUAGGAGGGUUAGGAGUUAACCGUCACGAGCAACUUUACGCUAUGAUACGAUGCCUUAUAACUGAGAUGCGUCAUGCGCCGGUGAGCGCUCGAAGCGAAGGGACAAUUUGACGACGAGUGAUCGAAACGAGAGACCACGACGCUUGUUUGGGAACUAUCCAGAGUUGUUACUGCUUACUCAGUGAAAAAUAUUUAAAAAAAUCUCUGAAGUUUAGCGAAAUCCUUGACUGAUUUGCCUGUCGCAAUCGCCUGCUGUUGUCACGCGUAUUUCUUGUCUCCAUCGCUCGUUGUGGACCGUCCCUUCAUAGCCCGCAUAUACUUUGCAUCUCAAGUUUGUGACAAAUAUUACUGCCAUUCGAUAAGUAAAUUGUUAUACAUCAUUUGACGCGUAGGGAUUCACAACGGAUAGCUUCAUAGUUUCGGUAUCCGUCGGUGCACAGCCGGUCGUAUUUGAUACAUAUUAUUCAAUUUCGAAAUUGUAAUAGAUUUAUUAAGUACGUAAUAAUCUCACACGAGAAAGUAAUAAGUAAAUACCCUAAUAUAAUUUGUGUCUUUAGCUGAUAAUGGAAAAUUAGUACGAAAAUAAGUUUAUAUCGCUCGAAAUGGCGCGUCGCAAAGUCGCGACGUGCGCGGUGAGAUGGGCCGGGACGAGAGUACGAGAGUCGACAAGACUGCGCAAGCGGACGGGUUGGUUGGAUGGUUCGCUGUCACAACCGGUUGCCCUUUGCCUUUUAAACGCCAAAACACAAAACUGCGAUGUGACGCCGCAUCGUUAACGACGCGGACGCUUCGCAAAAACUUACGAAAUGGUUCGCAUCGCGCAUUCAUCCGAUGUUGCUGCGUUACUUAACAAUGAUAACAGAACAAUAAAAUUGCAACACGCCUCUUGCCAUCCAUGACACUGGACAAAUCCUCAAUAACAAAACAUACGUCCAGUACCCACUGUCCACGGAAUCGCAUCGCACUGCGGUUCUUCCGGUGCGAUUCGCAUCGCGUCGCAACGCAGUUGAGUGUUUCAGCCCUAACUCUAUUUAUUUGUGUUACGGACGCGAGUACAGAAGUGACCAACGUGGCACGUCCAGUCGUCGCGAGGCGCAAAGCUUCGCGACUAUAUAUACCUACAUUGUACAUAGAUACCUUUAGAUUCUAUUUGUCAUAUGUUUGACAUAUGUUUAAUUUUAUUCAUCUAAGAAAGUACAGAUGGCUGUUGUUAUUUUUAUAUUAUUUGGGUAGAAGUAUAUUUUUUUGUAAAUGACCUCUGUAUUUAUCUUUUCUAAGCUUUGUAAGCCGUAGGGACUUAGAUUAAUAUACGAGCUACGAACAUUGUGAUUGAGACUAAUUGAUUACAUUGAAUUUGUAUUUACUGAGAUAUGUUUUGUUCUGCGUAUAUAAUAAUUUAAUAAUUAUUGUUCGUUUGGACAGAUUUUUCUUAAUAAUUUUUUGUUACUUCAGAGUGCAAUAUGUACAAAUAUUUACAUAUAAAAUAUUAAUGUACAGUCAAUUUUUUAGUUUUAAUGUGUCAACGCAAUAUCUUUCGCUAUUCAUUCGUUGAAUGUACACAGGCAAGCAUAAUAAGUUAUAUCACAAGUGAGCCUCGUGGGCCGCUCUCAACUAUCGUGUUUUUCUAAUACUUAAGUGAUUAAUUUUACAUAGGACGGACUAGGUGAUCUUUGUAUUUAAAUUUGCUAAUUUUUUGUAGCAGAUUAGAUUUGUUUACUCGGAUAAGAUAAAUAAUGUACAUUUUGAAUUGAUUUUAAAGUGAUUUAGUUGUUAUUUAGUGACGAAUUUUUCUUAGGUGUAGCUGGCAGCCUCGUGCCAGUCCACUGAUACCAGUGUGAUUUGUGCAAUGUCCAUUAGAAAAAUUGUAUACAUACAUACCUACAAGCAUACAAUAUGCCUUGCCUCGCCCUUCGGCCAUCGAAAUGCUCGGGUCAGACCGAGUGAACGAAAUGACUUAUGCGAACAUUUUUUAAAUUAAUAAAAGUAUUAAUUCAUGAAUUCUUUAAAAGAAUUGUAGUAGGUAACUACUUACUGUUUAUUUAAAGCAGAUUUUCAAAAUAAUAUUAUUACGUUGUAUUUUAACCUACUUCCAAAAUAGGAGGAGGUUCUCAAUACGGUGCGUAUUUUUUUUCUAGCAGACUAGUACAAGUUUUCAAGUUAACUGUACGUAAAUCUAUUAAUUAGAAUGAACGAAAGAGGAACACAUUUUUUCGUCCAUACCAGAUUUACUUGAAAACUUACACUAGGGAUUCAGUGUCGAAUUCUAGUUUAAACAAAACUGACACGAAAUAGUUUGCACAAAGCAAAAUGCAUCGAAAAUCGAAAAGUGCGCUUUGCGUACGGUUUAUGAAACCUCGGUUUUCAAUAAAAUGUUCUGUGAAAAAAAUGGGAGAAAGUCCAUCAGUAGGCCAAUAUAGAGUAGAUAAAUUUUAUUAAUAAGUACUAUUUCGUAGCAGUUUUGUGUCGUUCAAAUCACGGGAUAUAAAAGAUCGAAAUGUCAUUUGUUUUGUAUUGUUUCGUUCGCUCUUUCUGUACCCGGCUCUGAUGGUAAGGUUUAUCAUCUUAUACUCCCUAUUAAUCUAGUACCACGGCGAUACUAGACGGCUGAUUUUACAAAUUAUGAGCCCAUUCCGAUUUUAUGGAAAAGUUUUAUAUUUCAUCAUUUUUUACUUCAAUGCCCGCAAUUAACUAUGUUAUAUUCCAUCCCUUAUACUUUUAACUUAGAGCUGCCCUUUUUAUGUAUAAUUUAACAUCGGUGAAGCGAAUUAGAUAUAGGGAACAGACAUGGAGAUAUGUUAAAAUUUUAGAGUCAACUUUUAUAAAAGAUAAAACUACAAAACAAACGUGAAAAGGUGUGUACAAAACGAGGAAAUUUGUAUGAAACAUUGUUAUGCGAAUAAACUUACACCUCAAUAUAAAAUA